Funneliformis geosporum is the source of this 422-nucleotide messenger RNA. The record is from the annotation of a GenBank genome assembly. NCBI's taxonomy places the organism in Eukaryota, Fungi, Glomeromycota, Glomeromycetes, Glomerales, Glomeraceae.
AUGUAUUGCAAAUUAAGACAAUAUCCAUACAGCAUUAGGAUACUUGAUUUUCUAUCAAAUAAAGCUAGCCUUUUUUUAUUACAGUAUUUUCAAGAAAUAUUUCUUAAUUGUGAACGAAGUGGGCCAAAACUAAAUAAAAAAGCCAAUAAAAAGAAACCUUCAGAAAUUUAUCAGCUUGUGAUCCUGGGAAAAGAGGUAGACUUAUGGUGUUUACUAACAGGAUAUAGCAUAUCAUAUCCACCACAACCUGGAUUAUGUGAUCAAUGUAAACUUCCAUUUAUUGAUGACAAUGAGGAUCUUGUUGAUGAUGAUAAUACGGAGAUGAAGAUAAAAGAGAGAGAUGAUGAAAAUUCUGAGGAAAUAGAUAAAACACUAGAUAUUUUAUCUAAACUUACAAUAGAAAUUAACCAAAUAGAAAAUUA